Molecule: messenger RNA, 975 nt
Organism: Ogataea philodendri
Lineage: Eukaryota; Fungi; Ascomycota; Pichiomycetes; Pichiales; Pichiaceae
Exons: 1
Coding region: 1-975 (324 amino acids)
Cellular component (GO): RNA polymerase II transcription regulator complex
Molecular function (GO): transcription cis-regulatory region binding; DNA-binding transcription activator activity, RNA polymerase II-specific
Source: RefSeq, a predicted model, not a curated record
AUGGACGUCAGAUCGGACUCGCCGAAAUUUUGGAAACAGUACUCGUAUCCGGACAACUCUGAAGUAUCUGUAUCUCUUUCUGGACUGGGAUCCAACGGAGGCAGCGGUUCUGCCACUUUCAGCAGUCCCCAGGUUCUUGACAAACAUAUUUUACAGCAGCAACAGUUCCAGAACAACGUUGCACAACAUAGCUACGACAUGCCCAUUACCGAGAACAUGCACGAGGAGUGCGAAAAGGCAGAAAAAGAGCUGAGAAAAGACGUGGGAGAAGGCAUCUGGGAACAGGUGUUUGUGCAGGACAAAGAUACAGCCAAAAGACCAAUUUCGUCAGCAGGAACUAACGAAACGUCCGGGUCCCCCCAAAACGCCGCCGACGAGGCCACCAUGGCCGAGAAGAGGAAGGCGCAGAACAGGGCCGCGCAACGGGCGUUUCGUGAACGUAAAGAAGUUAAGCUCAAAGAGCUGUCUGCCAAACUGACACAAUCGGAAGCCGAGAAACAGAGACUACUCAACGAGAUCGAGCAGUUGAGGCAGAGAAAUGCGCUUUUGGGGAUUGAAAACGAGCUCCUCCACAAAUCCGAGAACGCAAACAUUGUCGAGGCCCCUAAGUUGGGCUCCGGUGCGCACAAGUUCGAUUUUCCUCGUACUCGUGAGGAGUUCAUCAAAUCCAUCAUCGACCCGCAACAGCACCAAACCAGCCACACCGAAACGCCAACACCAAUACAAGCGCCCCACUCCAUGGUUGACGGGGUGUCAUAUGCGAUCGAGAAGUACCACCACAACGACCAGGACCUACUCACUGUGGCUGCUGUCUGGGAUUACCUGAACGAACUGGCUACCAAGAACGACGAGGUCGAUUUCAACAUCCCGGCCAUCAUCGAACAACUACGUGGGAAAGAAGUGUGCCAUGGCCACGGACCCGCGUAUCCUAUCAGUCUAGUCAACCUGAUUGUUCAAAAAACACUGAAUGCUUGA